AACAUGAAGUGGCUUGGGAUCCUCGGACUGGUGGCCUUUUCAGAGUGCCUAGUCAUAAUCCCUCUCACAAAGAUCAAGACCAUGAGAGAAACACUCAGGGAGAAAAAUCUUCUGACAAUGUUCCUGGAGGAGAAAACUGAUGACAGUUCCCAGAAUGCCAAUGAUGACACAAGAAUUUCUCUUCAACCCCUGAGGAACUACGAGAAUACACACUACGUUGGCAAAAUCACCAUUGGAACACCCCCUCAGGAGUUCAGGAUCAUCUUUGACACAAGCUCAUCUGUCUUGUGUGUGCCCUCUAUCAAGUGCUCCAGUCCCUUCUGCCGUACACACAAGUUGUUCAACCCUCACCUGUCCACCACCUAUCGGUCCUCGAACCAGAAGUUUGAAUUCACCUACCAGUAUGGGAAGAUGAUUGGAAUUAUUGCCCAUGACACUGUUCGGAUCGGGAACCUUGUCAUCCUGAACCAGGCACUUGAUCUGAGCGAGACAUACAUUGGGUCACAACCUGACAACUAUGAUGGCAUCCUGGGCCUUGGCUACCCCAGACUCGCCCCCAACAGGACCACCCCCAUCUUUGACAAAAUGAACAUACAAGGCAUCAUUUCUCAGCCUGUCUUUGCCUUCUACUUGACCAAUGGGAAAAAGAAUGGCAGUGUGGUGAUGUUUGGCGGGGUGGACCACAGCUACCACAAAGGAAAGCUCAAGUGGAUACCAGUGUCCCGAACCCUCUUCUGGCAGAUAACCAUGAACAGCAUCACCAUGUUGGGGAAGGUUAUUGGUUGUUUCCAAGGCUGCCAAGCCAUUUUGGAUACCACAUCCUCAUAUCUGCUUGGCCCAGCUAGAGUGGUCACCACCAUCCACAAUCUCAUCGGUGCCAGCGCUUUUGAAACAAAGAACAUGGUUCCAUGUAACAGCAUUGGUCAGCUGCCUACAAUCAUCUUCACCAUCAAUGGCAAUGACUACCCAGUGCCCGCUCAAGCCUACAUCUCGAAGGAUCGUAAGGGCACCUGUUUCAGCAAGUUUCAUGGGGGCACAGAGGACUGGAAAAGGUCGGAGAUCUGGAUCCUGGGUGACACCUUCCUGAGGUUGUAUUUUUCUGUUUAUGAUCGAGAAUACAACAGGAUUGGCUUGGCCCCUGCAGUGUAA
Hippopotamus amphibius kiboko is the source of this 1149-nucleotide messenger RNA. Its product is annotated as pregnancy-associated glycoprotein 2-like. NCBI's taxonomy places the organism in Eukaryota, Metazoa, Chordata, Mammalia, Artiodactyla, Hippopotamidae. The transcript has 9 exons. Gene Ontology annotation, molecular function: aspartic-type endopeptidase activity. The record is from RefSeq and is a predicted model, not a curated record. Gene Ontology annotation, biological process: proteolysis. The coding region runs from base 4 to 1149 and encodes 381 amino acids.